GAGCAGGGGACGCGGCGGCGGCGGCGGGCAGCUUCCCUCCGCCGGAGUUCGUAGACUUGGUGCGCGCACACACACACAUCCCCACGCGCACUCCCUCCCUUCCCUCGCGCGCCACAGACAGAGCCCUCGGUGCGGGAGCCCGGGAAGGGAGCCCAAGCUUCGGUGUUUUUCCCCGGUGCGAGGCGGCGGCGGCGGCGGCGGAGAGCCUCCCUGGAGCUCCCGAGACGACUUCGCGCCCCAGCCUUGGCCGGUGGGGGAAGGACGAGCACGGAGGGGAGGGCGCACCCCCGGCCACCACCGCCACCCCCUCGGCGUUGGGGUCGCCCGCUUUGCUCAGUGCCCACCCCCACCCCCACCCCGGAUCUUCCUCAUGAGGUUUCUGAGCGACUGUUCACGUUUUGGCUUCAAAGAACCCAAAUCUACAGACCUGAAGACGCAAAGGGUUCCUCCCAGUUGCAGUGGGCCUGGCGUGUUUCUAGGAAGAACUGGAGCUUUGUUUGUGCACCGUGACUUAGCGAGGAAAUCUAAAUAUGACCCCUUCUAUUUGCCUGGACCUUUUAAUGAAGUACUAAUUACUUUUUCCUGACUUCUCAGAGCAGCUGGGGUUCAGCCCCUCAGAACGGAAUUAUCAUCCAUUUAACUGAUUGCAUAUUUUUUUAAAUAAGGCUUUGUCCUUUUCUGUUUUAAAGGAACAAAACCCCCAAUAGAAUUUAUCAUCCUUACAGACUGUUAAUGUAGGGUGGGAUUUCUGACUAUAUUUUUGUUUGUUGGACUUUUUUCUCCCCACAUUUCUCUGGAGUUUACUUGGACUUGUGUCUUCAAACACACGCAUAAGGAGCACCCCGAUGGCUCCGUAAAUCAGUGGAACAACUGCCCUCAUUCAUGAUGGGGCGAGAGCAAGAGCUAAUCCAAGCCGUGAAAAAUGGGGACGUACCUGGUGUUCAGAAGCUGGUGGCUAAAGUCAAGGCACCCAAAAGCAAACUCCUGGGGUCAACAAAACGGAUGAACGUGAACUACCAGGAUGUGGAUGGGUUUUCAGCACUGCACCAUGCGGCCCUGGUUGGGAGCCUAGAACUAAUCUCCCUGCUGCUGGAAGCACAGGCUACCGUGGAUAUUAAGGAUAUCAAUGGAAUGCGACCACUACACUAUGCUGCCUGGCAAGGGAAAGUGGAGCCAGUGCGCCUGCUACUGAGAGCGGCCGCUUCCGUCAACACGGCAUCGUUGGAUGGACAGAUCCCAUUGCAUCUUUCUGCACAAUAUGGCCACUAUGAAGUGUCAGAGAUGCUGCUUCAGCACCAGUCCAACCCAUGCCUUGUCAACAAAGCUAAGAAAACACCCCUGGAUCUAGCCUGUGAGUUCGGGAGGCUGAAGGUGGCCCAGCUGCUCCUGAACAGCCACAUGUGUGUGGCUCUGCUUGAGGGACAAUCCAAGGACACAAGCGACCCCAACUACACCACUCCUCUGCACUUGGCAGCCAAGAACGGGCACAAGGAAAUCAUCAGGCAACUACUGAAAGCCGGAAUCGAGAUCAACAAACAGACGAAGACAGGCACUGCUUUGCAUGAGGCUGCCCUGUAUGGGAAGACCGAGGUGGUGCGCCUGCUGCUUCAGGGUGGCAUUGAUGUCAACAUCCGCAACACGUACAACCAGACGGCCCUGGAUAUCGUGAACCAGUUCACCACCUCUCAUGCCAGCAAGGACAUCAAACAGCUCUUACGAGAGGCAUCAGGAAUCCUGAAGGUCCGAGCUUUGAAAGAUUUUUGGAACCUCCACGACCCAACUGCUCUCAAUAUCCGUGCUGGAGACGUGAUCACGGUCCUGGAGCAGCAUGCUGACGGCCGCUGGAAGGGCCAUAUCCACGACUCUCAGAAGGGCACUGACCGGGUUGGCUACUUCCCGCCCUCCAUUGUGGAAGUCAUCAGCAAGCGGACAGGCCUGACUCUUCCCCGUGUGGUGCCCUUACGCCCGUGCCAGAGCCUUGCCAAGGGCCAGCAGGUUGACACUGCCACCCCUUCGGGUGGGCUGCAGCCACAUACAGACGCCUCUUUGCCUGUUUCGCCGCAGGCAACCCUCGGCGUCACCGCAGCCUGUGGCCAUCUCACCCUGACCAGGACAGCCCAGGCGCCUGAAAGCCCAGCAGGUGACAGAAACAGUGUAGGCAGCGAGGGCAGUAUUGGUAGCAUUCGGAGUGCUGGCAGCGGUCAGAGCACUGAGGGCACCAACGGGCAAACGACUGGACUCCUCAUUGAGAACGUGAAGCCACUUUCGCCUGGUGGUGAGGAUCUGCAGCAGCACCUCUUGGGCUCCAGUUCUCUCAAUGGCCAGACAAAUCCCAUGAUAGGGCCCCUGGGGCACCAGAACCUCUCCAACUGCAACACCAGCGACCGGAUCUUCUCCCACCAGUAUCUACGCCCAGAGCAGCUCCUGGAGGGGAAGGAUGCUGAAGCCAUUUACAACUGGCUGUGUGAAUUCCAGCUGGAGUGCUACACAGCCAACUUCCUGAAUGCAGGCUAUGAUGUGCCCACGAUCAGUCGCAUGACACCCGAGGAUCUCACUGCCAUCGGGGUGACCAAGCCGGGCCACAGGAAGAAAAUUUCUACUGAGAUUGGGCAGCUCACCAUUGCGGAAUGGCUCCCAAACUAUAUCCCCGAUGACCUGAUGGAGUGGUUGAGUGCCAUCGGGCUACCCCAGUACCACAAGAAGCUGGCUAGCAACGGCUAUGAUUCCAUCAACAUUGUAACAGAUCUGACUUGGGAGGACCUGCAGGAGAUUGGCAUCAAUAAGCUGGGCCACCAAAAAAAGAUCAUGCUGGCUGUCAAGAGGCUGACAGACCUUCGGAAGAACCUGAGCCAGGCGGACACGAGCACCCUGAGGCGCAAGAUCCCUGGGGCCUUGGACAUUGUCACCAUUGAGUCUGUCGAGAACGGGGAGGGCCAUUCUCCCAACACCCCCAAGAUGACCACUUUCCAGGACAGCGAGCUAAGCUACGAGCUGCAGACGGCCAUGUCCAACAGCUGCCAGGAGACGCUGACCAUCAAGGGGACUCACGGCAUGUCGAGGAGCCAAGAGAGCAUCGGCGUGCGGUCCCGGGGGUCGGGGCACUCCCAGGAGAACAUGCUCUCCCAAAGCAUGGCCUCAAGCCGUUCUCAGGAGAGCUUGGGCAGUGGGGAAAGCAGCAGCGGGAGCAGCGGGAGCGGCCACUCUUCCACCCAGGCUCGUCCCGGCCUAGAGAACUGCGGGAAAAGUCUUCCUGAGCUCAGUGGUCCGGAGGGAGUCAACGGCUAUUCCAGCGGCUGUGCAGGAAGUCCCUUGAGGGAGAGAAAUCUGCCCGAGGGGAUGGAUCAAUACCAGAGGCCGAAUGUUCUGAAAGGGGAUCUUUUCCCACAGUCACCUCCCUCGGAGCUCCCCAAUGCGCCACCAGCCACCUCCCCUGGUGCCUCACCCCACACAGCCAGCCGAGCAACCGCCCCUUAUGUCUUCAUGUACCCACACGUCUCCCUGAAGUCCCCGCCACCUCCUUUGCCGAUGGCGCCCGAGCAGGCCAAGGCCUCAGCCCAGGCCUCUUCCCAGAAGACCCUGCUGCAGUCCUCAGCCCAGAGAGCCUUCUCCUACCUGCAUUCCCACUGUGGACCUACAGAAGCCCCUCAGGGACCUCCAAAGCCAGGGACUGAGGGGCAAAAUGGGGAGGGCUCGAGGCACAAGAAACGGUCGCACAGCUUGAACCGCUAUGCUUUGUCUGAUGGCGAGGCCGAGGAGGAAGAGUCCACAGGGAGCACGGUGGGCUCUUACGCCACCCUCACCAGGCGGCCUGGACGGAGCCAGGUGCCCCGGACGCAACCGCCGGCAGACGCCAAGGUCUUGCGCAGCCAGUCCUUUGCGAUCCGUGCCCGGAGAAAAGGCCCUCCGCCCCCACCUCCCAAACGCCUCAGCUCUGUCUCCAGUGCCCAGGCGGUUGACUCAGAGUAUGAACAAGGCCUGGAAGGACAGAAAGGGUCUGCCUCCUCCUGCUCGCCCCAGGAUGAAGGAGAGAAUGCCUGGGAGAGCGAUGGACCUGCCAGGAGCCUGGCAGCUGCAGGUGAAGAACCUGAAAGGGAUGGGAGCCCAGCUGAGCCUCUCCAGCCUCCAAAGUCCACGGGUUCUGGUCAAGAGGUCGCCAACAGAGCAGGUCUCCACAACUCCAUUCAAGGGGAUGCCCCGAGUGCCAUGAACGGCCAAAGACAAGCCUUCGAAAGCAACGUUCCCAGGAGACGAACACUGAGCGAACCUGCGGUUCCCAGGACGGAAGCUUUGCGGCACAGCCUGGAGGAUGUCCGGUCGGACACCGAGGAGGAUGAGAAACAGGGCGGGAGAGACGAUGCUUCCAAGUCCCCCUGCUCUUCCCAGAACAGCUCCAGCGAGUGCAUUCCGUUUGCAGAGGAAGGCAACCUGACCAUCAAACAGCGACCCAAGCCUAUUGGGCAGCUCAAGGCAGAGGUCUCCGUGGCAGAUUCUGAUGCUGCCCAAGCACCGCCUGGUGGGGAGGAGCCACCAGGCACCCCAGCAAAAGAGACCCCCGUCUUGGAGUUCAACCUCACCGAGUCGGACACCGUCAAGAGGCGACCCAGGGGCAAAGAGAGGGAGCCUCUCCAGAAUGUGCUCAAGGCCUUUGGCAUGGCAGCCCCCACCCCAGCCACGACAGCCCCAGGCCCACAGUAUGCCCAGGCCCAGACCGUGAGCAUCAGCGGGCCAUCACUGCAUGUGACUGAGCCACCACUGUCACCUGGAGAUGCUCUGGAUGAUGACACCAUGGAGUUCCAGAUUGCUGAGAUCGAGAAAAGUAUUCUCUCUCUGGAAAGGGGGAUCAAGAAGCCGCCCAUCUCUCUGAAGCCAACCAGCCCGGUGUUGCCAGCACCACAGAUGGAGAGGCAAGGAGGGUUGGUCCAGCUGAGGACGCCGUGCAUGGUGACAGAUACUUCAGCAAAGCACAUUGCAUCUACCAAGCUGGUGUUUUCAGGACCAAAAACCAUCUACCAGCAAGCCCUACAGAACUCUUGCAAGACGGUCGCCCCCUGGGCAGCCACAGAGAUGGUCUCAGAAGGGACGGGUCCCUCCUACCCCACAAAGCUAGGACUCACCAGCAAGCCCACGGGCUUUGGGGUGCCCCUUUCCACAAGGCCUCUGAGUGCAUCUCCAGACAUGAUCCAGGCUCAGCAAAGACUGGAACAAACCAACUCCUCUUUGGCCUCCACACUUGAAGCAGCCGAAAGGAAAAUCUCCACAGAGGAAGCAGACAGCCACUACAGGACAGCACGCUCAGCUAAGAACAUCCUUGAAGACAUCAGUAACAUGUUUGAUGACUUGGCCGAACAGCUGGAUGCCAUGCUGGACUAAGGGGUGGAAUUCCUUCUGCCAGGCAGUGUUGGAGGUUCAUCCCACGACUUGAGACAACAAGCGGACGGCCUUGGCUUCACUCACAUCCUACCAUUCUUUCCGGCCUCCCCUUCCUGCACUUUACCCUUUUCCUCACCUGAUAGCUCCUGAUGAAGACAGACGCUUGGGUGUUAAAAUGCCCAGCAGGAGACACGGCUGCUUGUGUACGUGCUAGGACCAUCUCCUUGAAAGGUCUGUGAAGCAAGAGGAGGGCCAAAGCAUGCCAAGGCAUGGCCUGUUCGGUUUCUGUCUAGGCCCCAGAACCUUGCCAGGCCUGUGAAUCCUGACCACCCAUCCCGUAACAGUGAAGUGACAAAGAAGGACUGAUAAAAGCCCUGCUGCUUCGAGGAGCUGUGGAGGAAGAUGGACGCCAGAGGGAAGCCUCUGCCUACAUAAACACCACAGACAUUUGUGCUGCUCCCAGGGAGCAGCAGCCCGUCCCCUAUUUCUGGGUCUUGCCAUUUCAGCGAUGCCAACAAUGUGUCGACGGCCAUCAGCAGUGACGGCAGCCAAGGGACUGAGCCCUCAAGGAGGCCCACCACCCUGGCUGCCACCGUGAAGGGUGGUUGGGUAGCCUGGCGCCCUGCAGAGCAAGACAAGCCCUUGCUGCUUUCUUCAGCAUUUCAAGAGAGGAAGCACCAUGUAAUCUGGGUGGAUUUAAAUCCCUCACACUACCCAUUUCUUCUUCUUCUUCCCGGAACCAGCUGGCACAACUUGUAGUUCCCAAAACUUCCAGACGGACAAAAUGGGUUCAGCAUUUCAAUAGCAGGCUCAACAUUUCAAUAGCAGGGGAACUGAAAAGUACUUGACCUCUUUCUUUCCCAAGUACCUUUGAUUCAUUCAUUGCACAAGGCACAGCCCGCCAGAAGGCUUGGGAGGGAAAGGGGAUUGUCUUCCUUUUUCUUUCAGGGGAUUCAAAUGGCGGGGGGGGGGGAGCGCGGACAGACCCUGAUUCAGAGGUUACAGUCUAAAGCACCCUCUGGUGGUCAGACAUAAAGGGAAAAAGUUACUCUUCCCAGAUUCAAACACUGUUCCCUUACUUCUUUCUCCUCGUAGGGGAGAAAACACAAUCUAUUCACCUUUUAUUAAAAAACUUAAACCUGGCUAAGUUGGGGGGGGCUGCAAGGUGGUCAUCCCAAGGCACCCGUCUCAUCCCCCUCUCUCUACGGCUCUCCUCCUCUUCCUCACUGGAACCAAGUGCAGCAAAGGGCCCGUUUUUAGACUUAUGCCUGCCGUGAAUCUUCCUGGGGAGCAGCCCCGAGAGGAGGACCAAGAGUUAUCCAUACGUAGCCUCUAGAAAUAUGUCCAAGAAGAUGCCAGCUUGCCAGCUAAUGAAACAUUAACUGAGCAAAGGGGGGGGGGGAAUCACCAGGUCACUGCUUUACAGGCUGGAACCUAACCUACUGAGACGUUUUAUUUUGAAAGUGAUGUCUCAGAUGAAAAGGACAGCUGAUGUGCCCCAGGCUUCAGACAGUGGCCAGCUUUUAUCUGCAAGGGAGACGGAGCGAGCAGGCCAGAGGUGGGCAGGGCAGGGCAGGGCAGGGGCACCCGCUCCUGUCAGUGCAGGGAAGGCCUCUGCAGGGGGAAAGGCCACCACCCUUUAACGUCUUGGUGGACCAUGAAAGGGGAGUGAACGGAGCAGGGAGCCGACAAGGGCUGGCAGAGUUUCACAGCCACAUGGGAGCCUCUUAGCCAUAGAUAUUGUUUUCCUCUUUCUCUCUCUCUCUCUUUUAAAGAUUCUGUUUUUAUCCUGUCUCAAGUGGAUUAGUCAUCCUCUGGUGAUGGAUGACUAGUGGUAAAGGAAUAAUUAAGGCAAAAAAAAUAGUUGCAGCCAGUGGCACUUUAUAAAAAGGGUUCUCUAAACCUUUUUUUCAAAAGAGGUUUUUAAUUUCACAUUAGCUGACUUGGGAAGAGUCCAAUAUUUUUCACUGUUGAUAAAACUGUAAAUUUUUUAAGGAGAAGAAAUGUAUAUAUUUUAAAAAAUGUGGGUUUGUUAUAUAUUUACUAACCAGAGUUCUGUUGUAUUUUAACGUCUGGGGGUCAAACCACAUUACUGCCUGAGCCACUAGGAGGCAGUAAAAUACUGUUCUUUUAUGUUGUCGCUAAUGAGGGAAUCCAGUGUCUUUUUUUUUUUUUUGGUCUUUCAGAGAAUGCAUAUUUUUUAAGAGCUAGUUCUUUAUUUUAAAGAUAUUUUAUGCGGUGUAAAUUAUGUAUGGAUGUGAUUGUGUCUAACCAGCUUUGGCCAUGUCGGCUACAUGUAACAAUUAGUCCAGGCAAACCACUAGCCGGGCAGUUUUUAAACCAUCUGGCCUGUUUAUGUUAAUCAUGGAUUCUUGUUUUCCACUAACAUCAUCUGCAACUUAUGGUUAUUAAACGGGGAAUGAUUUCCCUUUUUGAUGGCUGUGCUUGGCCUACAGAGUCUCUGCUUUACUUUCAUUUGAGUUCACCACAUGCACCUAUUUUUCUGUGUAAAUUUUUUAAUUAUCAAGAAUGGGGACACUGCAAGGAAUCCCUUUAUUUGGGAUCCUACUAACUGCUAGUGCUCACAUUUGUAGUCUGAAAGGGGUAUCAAAAUAUAAAGAUAUGGGCAUCUCAUAGUUAAAUGCAUAAAGUGUUGGUUGUUUCUCUUUAAAAUGCUCAGAAGUAGCUGCAAAGAAAGGAUCAGGCCUGCUUUAUAGUAAUCUCACCCAUACUGCGUGAGAGCAUAAAGAGAAAAUUACAUAUAAUGGUCUGUAGAUGACAAAAAAAACAGUCACACAAGCCACUAUUUUAGAAUGCCCCAUUAAUUAAAACUUCAACACCCAACCUCUUAUUUGACUGGCCCUUCUAGUGAGCCAUUGAACUCAGCCCAAAAGCCUUCCUCAGUUAAACAAUGUGUGGCAUGUGAUUAAGGACAACA
Pogona vitticeps (central bearded dragon) is the source of this 8308-nucleotide messenger RNA. The record is from RefSeq and is a predicted model, not a curated record. Lineage: Eukaryota; Metazoa; Chordata; Lepidosauria; Squamata; Agamidae.